AUGUCGUGGUAUAUAAGUGAAUCGGCGUUAAUUUAUUUAGAUAACAAUGCAACAACGCCGAUCGAUAGUCGAGUUAAGGAAAUUAUUAUCGAAACGUUGAAUUAUUGGGCAAAUCCAUCUUCGAAUUAUUUAAUUGGCAAAAAUGCGAAGGAAAAAAUUGAAUUUGCCAGAAAUCAAGUCGCACAUAUGCUUAAAGUAUCGCAACAAUCAGUAUUUUUUACUUCUUCAGCUUCUGAAGCGAAUAAUUGGGUCAUUGAAAGUUCAUUAAGAUAUUUUGAAACGAUUCAUGGAAAAGAUAAAAAAGCGCGCAUAAUCACUUCAGCCAUCGAACAUCCAUCCAUUUUAAAAAAAUUGGAAGAUUUAAAAGAAAUUGGGAAAAUUGAUUUAACAAUAAUUGGAAUUGAUUUUGAAAGUGGUAUUGUAAAACUUGAUGAAAUAGAUAAAACAUUAUGUAAAAAUACUUGCUUGGUGACCAUUAUGUUAGCAAAUAACGAAACGGGAGUUAUUCAACCUCUUGCCAGAAUUUCUGAUCUUAUAAGGAAAUUCAAUAAUCGUUGCAAUAGUAAAAUUUUAAUACAUUCUGAUGUGACACAAGCAAUUGGUAAAAUGAAAGUUGAAUUAAAUGACUUGAAGGUAGAUUUUAUUUCAUUAAGUGGACACAAAUUUUAUGGACCAAGAUGUGGUGCACUUGUUCUUCGCUCAGAAAACACUACACCUUUAUUUGCUUUUUUACAUGGCGGUGGACAAGAACGCGGAAUGAGAGGAGGCACUGAAAAUACGCCAAUGAUUGCUGGACUAGGGAAGGCUUGUGAGAUUGUUUCUAAUGAUUUUCAAUUAUUUGAAAAAAAAUAUCGUGAAGUUAGAGAUUGGUUCGAAAAAAAACUCAAGGAAACAUUUGCUGAUAAGGUAAUAAUUCAUUUCGAAAAAUCAAAAAGGUUGCCAAAUACAAGCAGCGUUGCAUUUUCUACAUAUAAUGGCACGGCAACAGAUUUGCUUUCUAAAUGUAAAUCAUUUGUCGCUAGUACGCAAUCUAGCUGUCAUUCUUAUUCGCAACGGAGUUCACCAAUUUUAAGCGCUUGCGGAAUAAAUGAGGAACUCGCCAGUCGUACUGUACGUUUCAGUUUUGGACGAGAUUCAUCUAUAGAAGAUGCUGAAAAGGUGCUCAAUGAACUAAAAUCAAUUAUAUUUUUCAGUAAAUUUGGGAGUUCUUUACUUAAUGCAAUCGGCAAGGGACCUUUGCCAGGCUUUUAA
This is a messenger RNA of Dracunculus medinensis (Guinea worm), 1251 nucleotides long. The record is from the annotation of a GenBank genome assembly. Lineage: Eukaryota; Metazoa; Nematoda; Chromadorea; Rhabditida; Dracunculidae.